This is a messenger RNA of Theobroma cacao (cacao), 2348 nucleotides long. RefSeq names its product protein FAR1-RELATED SEQUENCE 3-like. Lineage: Eukaryota; Viridiplantae; Streptophyta; Magnoliopsida; Malvales; Malvaceae. The record is from RefSeq and is a predicted model, not a curated record.
UCUUUGUUUGUUUGUCGAGAAAAUGUAGUUUUAAGCGAGAAACUGUAGGGUUUGAACUUUUGUUAGGUUUUAUUUCGUUUCGUAUUCUGGUAAAUUUGAUUGUUUCUUUUAUUUCCCCCUUCUUUUUAAGAAUGUAAUUAGCAAGUAAAUGAUAGCAUCAGGGCCUCGGAUUGUAGAAUUACUUGAUGAUAUCAAAAAAAAAAUUUUGCUUUGGGAAUCUGAUUGGUGGAUGAGAAAAUAAAGGAGAAUUAAAGUGAAAAAAGAAAGAAAGAGCAAAUUUUGAAUUCUAGAAUUGACUUCAACUAGGACUUAAAAAUUAACUUUAUUCACUCAGGCUUUUAAACUUUUGUAUUUGUUUUAUGUUCCUUUUUCCCUUUUUAUUUCUUUCAUUUUUGAGAAGUUUCUAAUUUAGACUUAACAUUAGAAGCAGAACCGUAAAUACGUUUCCUUUUUCUUUUCUUCCUUUUUGCCUUAGAGUUCGUCGGAAUCAGUCUCAUGUAGUUUCCAUUUGAGAGCAAUUUGUUAAUGGAAUUUGGGGUUCAUGGUGAUGUUAAUGGUGGCAUGGUACUGAAUUCAGUCCAAGUGGAGGCUGGUAGCAUGGAUAACGAAAAUGAAGCUGUGGAAAGUCCUGUUGAAGAAACUUUUCAACAGGGUGUGAAUGAAAAGAUGGAUCGAACUUCUCCAGAAAGGGAUGACAUCCCGGAGGGCAUUCCAGCUGAUGAGCCUUAUGUAGGCCAGGAGUUUGAAUCUGAGGCAGCUGCACAUGCUUUUUAUAAUGCAUAUGCAACUAGGGUUGGAUUCAUCAUUCGUGUAAGCAAACUUUCCCGUUCAAGGCGUGACGGAUCUGCUAUUGGUAGGGCACUUGUUUGUAACAAAGAAGGUUUUAGAAUGCCUGACAAGAGAGAAAAAAUUGUGAGGCAAAGGGCAGAGACGAGGGUUGGAUGCAGGGCAAUGAUUUUGGUGAGGAAAGUAAGUUCUGGUAAAUGGGUUGUUACAAAAUUCAUGAAGGAGCACACUCAUCCUCUGACACCUGGAAAAGGUCGGAGGGAUUGCAUUUAUGAUCAAUACCCGAAUGAACAUAAUAAAAUCCGAGAAUUAACACAGCAGCUGGCCAAUGAGAAAAAGAGAGCUGCAACCUAUAAAAGGCAUCUAGAAUUGAUUUUUGAGCAAAUUGAGGAGCACAAUGAGAGUCUGUCAAAGAAGAUCCAACACAUAGUAGACAGUGUGCGGGAAAUGGACAACAAAGAGCAGCUGAGCCAUGUAUAGUUCCAGCAUAGCUUUUCAUGUUUUUAUCAAAAUAUAGGAUCAAAACCUGGUAUAGAGUAUGCUGUUGGGUAAAGGUCACUGUUUCUAUAAUUUGGUUUGCUUAGAAAAAUUACAUCCUGAUAUUGUUCUAGGUAUUUGUUAGAAUCUUGUCAGUUCUGUUGCGUGGGAAUCCUUGGGUCUAUGCCAUUCAUUGGAAUGCCUUGUAUGAUUAUGCUUUCAAAAUUGAACCACAUGGUUAGUAGGAUAAACUAGGUCAGUCAAUGUACAGUCUUUUGGGGCAAGCCUUGUGCAAUUGUGUGAAGAGUGCAAAGGUAAUUGGCAAUCGGGACGUCAUUAGGUGCUUAAAUUAUUCCAUUAAGUUUUUUGUACUUCUUUUUGGUAAUUUUGGGUAAAGGUUUUCUUACAAUUUGUUUAAACUUUGUCAGUCUUUGUAUAGCAUUCAAAUGAUUUUAUUUGUAUUCAGUUACAUUUUAUAUUGAGACUUUUGGAUACUGCUGUAAUUUGCACUUCAUUUACUCCCAUGAUUUUAGCCGUACAACUGUGUUUAGAAUCUGUUACAACCAUACAUCAUUCUUACCAUUUUAAGUACCAUAAGUCAAUUAGCCUGCCUGAGGAGAUAAAGCUUGGCAUUAUAUCAAGGCUCCCUGUCAAGUCUCUCCGAAGACCCUGGCAUGGUCUCAUCUAACUCCAUAUUUCCAUCAAAAACGCACUUCUCUCAGGCUGACGAAGACUUUGAAGAUAUGGAGGCAUUCAAUUGGAUCCGGUAUUAGUCUGUUUGUACUUGAUGGAUGAUCGAUGAAGCUUAUUGACCUUCCUCUUCAUCUCCAUCUUCAUCUACCUUUCAAGUUCAACUAUUUAAAUGAGACUGAAGUUAUGAGCCUAGAAGAUUGGGUUGUUGCAAUGGUUUAUUGCUUAUAUAAGUUGAGUUUCAAGGUGCUCUUUGGUGGAAUCAAUUAGGAGGUAUAGAACAUUUUGUAUAUGAACAUUAUUUUGGGUUCUUUGCUAGGGGUAAGCCUGUUUUGUCAAUUAGUUGAGGAGCAUAAACAUGGCUGAAUUAAUAUUAUGACCUUUCCUCAUUUGAA